CGCAGCCCGACCAGGAGGGGGAGAGGUUCGGCAAAGUCCGGAAACGCUCGGCAAUGGCCGGAGGCGGCUUUUAAGGAGAGGAGCGGCUGCCGGCUUGCCCUGCCCUGCCCCGCCGUCGCUCGGCGCGAGGGGACUCGUUCGCCUGAGCGCUGCCGCCUGUCCUCCCGCCGCGCCGUGAGGGGAAGGGGCGCGAUGCUGGCCGACAGCCUGGUGGAGGAGUUCGAGAUCCGCGAGGAUGAGCCCUGGUACGACCAGCAGGACCUGCAGCAAGAUCUUCACCUUGCUGCUGAGCUUGGGAAAACACUACUGGACCGUAACACUGAACUAGAAGAAUCUUUACAGCAAAUGUAUGCAACAAAUCAAGAGCAACUGCAGGAGAUAGAGUACCUCACAAAGCAAGUGGAGCUCUUGCGUCAGAUGAAUGAUCAGCAUGCAAAAGUCUAUGAACAGCUGGAUGUGACAGCAAGAGAACUGGAAGACACUAAUCAAAAGCUAGUUGCAGAGAGUAGAGCUUCACAACAAAAGAUACUAAGCUUGACAGAGACUAUUGAAAAUCUGCAAACACACAUAGAUGACCUGCAACGACAAGUAGAAGAAUUGAAAAAGACUGGACGAGGCCGGAUGAACCAUGAGAGAUCUGACCAGCCAAGAUCAGUGCAUAGUUUCUCAUGUUUGAAGGAGCUGUAUGACCUUCGCCAGUAUUUUGUUUAUGAUCAUGUGUUUGCAGAAAAGAUUACUUCGAUGGAUAGUCAGCUAAGUCCUCUAGAAGAAGAAAAUGAGAACUUAAAAAAGGCAGUUACAGUUUUGCAAGCCCAACUUAACCUAGAAAAAGAGAAGAGGGUAACAAUGGAAGAGGAAUAUAGUCUUAUGGUAAAAGAGAACUGUGACCUUGAACAGAGGCUUGUCGAUAUAGACUUAUAUCGGGCUCGUGCAGAGGAGCUGGAAGUGGAAGUAGCUGAAAUGCGACAAAUACUUCAGUCUGAAAACACAUUCCAUAAUGCAGAGAAAUUGGUGCCAGAAUCCUUUUUCAUUUCAUUCAAGGAAUCUUUAGAAAGGGAGCUUGGUCAGAGCCCGGCAGAUGAUGGACUUCUGACUGUAUCGGAGCUUGAGAAGAAGGCACUGAAACGGAGCAGCAGUGAAACUUUCCUAAGCAGUGCUGCAGGGGGAGACAUUCUAAGGGGCCACGAAGAAACAUGUAUUAGGAGAGCUGAAGCUGUGAAGCAGCGAGGAAUCUCUGUUCUUAAUGAAGUUGAUGCUCAGUAUAAUGCUCUGAAAGUGAAGUAUGAGGAACUUUUGAAGAAGUGUCAAAUGGAUGAAGAUUCUUUGAAACACAAGGCUGUACAAACGCUGAAGCAGUACUCCAAAGACCUAAAUGUGGGGAACACCCAGUAUGAUCUUUCAGCUAGCAAUCAAGAAUUCACAAAUGUGGAGCUAAGUGACUCUCCCGCAAAUGCUCUUCCUGAAUAUAAAGCACUCUUCAAGGAAAUUUUUAGCUGUAUCAGAAAAACAAAAGAAGAAAUAGAUGAACACAGAGCUAAGUACAAGUCCCUCUCCUCUCAGCCAUAACAUUGGACGUGCUGAUGACCCAUUUUCUGUUGAUGACUAAUGUUAGUCAAGAAGGGGAAGAACUUUAUACAAGUGUCAGAAGACCCCUUAUACUGAUGUAUUUCUUGAGCACUCAAAAUGAAUGUUUUAAAUUAGCUUGUAGACCUGUAGUUAACAAGCUAGUUAGUUAACAGCUAGUCUCCCUGUAGCUAUGUAGCAAUAGAUUUAAUGUUGUUUAGCACUGUCACACAAACUAGUGGUUGUAAAGCAAACAAACAUCAUAGCUUAAUACUACACUACUACUUCAUCCUACACUUAAUCUCUGGCCAGAGCAGUAACUGACACUAUUUCCUUAGUCCACGUCAAAAAUAACAGAGCUAAGAAAGCUGUACUGUAUUUCUCACAAGGAACCAGACUAAAGCUUUCCUUUAGUUUGCAGCGAUGAUCUAGCCCUGUAACUACAUCUGUGUAGAAAAUGAACAAAAACAAAGCCCCUGACCAGUUCAUGGGCAGCCUCUCCUUGGUUCUCGAGAAUGAAGUUAGCAGUCUAGCUGAACUUGCUUUGGCAGGGAGGCAGAGAGCUGGCACAGCAGCCUGCACUGUGCUUGCUUGAAGCUAAUACCAUAUUUCCACAUGCACUAAGCUCUCCCACAGUUUGGUGUAAAUGUCUUCCUACUAAGACAGGAUUUGAUGUGAAGUUUGCGUGGCUUUUUAGGUAUGGUUUCUUAUGUAGGGCACUUUGUCUUAAGGCAAGAUACUGUGAAUUGAUUAUGUAUGUUAUUUGGGACCUACUGUUCUUUGGUGGAAUGUCUGCACAUCUUUAUGUGUAUUUGGUAAGAUAGAAAGUUGCAAUUUAGCUAUUUAACUUUAGUAGUAGCACUGACAUAGUGGAAUAGCUUUUCUUCUUACAUAUCACAAACUCCAAGUGCUUGAAGGAGAUGGGCCAGGUAAAACCUUCUCAUGCUGUUCUGUCUAUUGCUUCCAGCAUCAGCUUCUGUGGACCUAUUUAUUCCAUGCUGUCUCGGGGGUGGGAGGAUGGACACAACACUGCCAGAACACACCCUACUGAAAACAGGGGACCAUGCUCUUGUUCCUCCCCUUCUCCACUCCCUAAUAGUAAUUCAUACAUAUUCAAAUUCUGUGAAAAACAAAGAACAUGGAGAAGUACGUUCUUUAAAACUGCUUCAAAGUGUGAGGAAAAGAAAGGCUAAGAGAUUAAGGGGAGGAGGAAGGGCCCAAUGAAAAGUGACAUCCUUUUCCUUAUAAAGGGUCUCAUAGCAUAAUUUGGGCAGCUGUUCUUGGAAUCAACUUACUGCCUGAGUUGCUGCGAUAUACCAAACAGUUGACACAGAACGUUGACAGUUUCUCAGCUUUAGUUCAGCUGCUGCUGCUGCAGUUCUGUCUGCCUUAUGUUGUAUCCUGUUAUGCUUGUGUAUAGCUCUCCUUCAGUUGCAGUAUUAAGAUGUCAUAUUGUGGGAUUUUCCCCAAAACAUGUAUUGCAUUCUGAAAAUUAUUUAAAAAUAAGAAUCUGGCUCUUGUAUUUUUCUAAGCAAAUAAACAAUCCAGUCAAGCUACAUGUGUAACUAGUAACUAUGCCCAUCUGUGCCAAUCAGGGAACAGUAAACUAGGUGCAGAUGGCACCUGCAUUAUCUAGUCUUGCCCUCUUUCCUACAUCUACAUAGCUAGGAUGGAGUUCCCAUUAAGUUUGUAUUUUAAAAAGGUUAUGCUAUAUGGAAAAGGAUAGGCCUAUCUAGGAUAGAAAUCUAGAGGGAAGUAUGUAGUUUCUCCUCAUUGUGUUUGGCAGUGCUGUUCAAAAUGGGGGGGGAGGCAGAAAAGCUGCUGUUCUGCCAUCAGGUUAACUCUGUUGUCGCUGUUUCUCUAACACUUGGAUCCUUAUCACCUGGAGGUCUGCCCAAUUCAGAUACUGGAAAGCAGUAACCUUAAAUGAGAAAGGCAUGACACUGUUAGUCACCAGUGAUUUACUACUAAUAUUCCUCACCACUUUUGGAGAAGGGGGAUUCACACCUGCUGGACCAGAAGACAUGUAAAAGCAAUACAGAAUUUUUGGUUAAAUAGAUGAUCAGUGGUUUAUUACUGCUGGCUAAUUUAGAGCACUUUCAUACAUACAGUUUUUAUGCUUUAAAAAUGAUUUCCAUGGAACUACUUGAUUCUUCUGUAAUCUGACUUCCCCUUGGCUACCUGUGCCAUUGCUAAGCUCUGGCUGUACUGUACUUUAACACUUACCCGUGCAUAUUGUGCAAUAAAAAACUCCAAGGCUGGGUUCUUCUUUUGUAACUUCUCUCAGGCUCUAGCCUUCCCUGAGAGAAGCCGUACAGGUGCAGCCAUAGGUAAUGCUAUGGCAGCAGGGCUGCACUAGGGCAGCGCCAGCCAUGGGUGCGUGCAGCAGACCAAGACAAAGGCUGCAAAGGCUGCCUGAACUUAAACCACCUCCCAGUUAUAUUGAUGCAGUUAAUGAACCACACUAGUGUAUUAAUUAAGGUAGAGUUUUCGCAGUUUAACAGUAGGUAUUUUCCACAGAAAUGUGAAAAGCCAUAAGUGUGGUAACAAUAUUCUUAGCCAAUCUUAUCUGGAUUAACUACCUUAAUCUGCUUAUUUUAGUCAACAACUCAGCCUUUUCUGAGCAUAAGUAGAUGAAAUUAAUAGAAUCUCCUUGAGCUUCUCAUGUGAUGGAAAUUAUAGCAAAGAACAUGACCAGUAAAGUAACCAUGUUCUACAGUGCUUACAGCAUGAUAUUCCUUAUCUUACUGCAGUUAGGCUUCAAUGAUAAACCUGUAACAAAAAGAUUGGUUACUGCGCCUUGUGCAACAGGCCCUUUGCUUGGCAGCUACCCCCUGAAGAAUAUGAUGCAAGCAGAACGAUGUAAAGUGGUUUACUAUCUACCUCCAGCCUCUACUAAACAUUCCUGACCUUUCCUUCCUCCAUAAGCCUUCAGGCUAUAAAAGGAGUGGGUGCAGCUUCCCUUUCUUUGGACAAAUACAAGGCAGGGUAGAAUUGACCUUCAAGAUAAAAUUUUAUUAAAAAAAUUACACAAAAUAGAGGUUUUACAUUGUUGCUGUGUGAUAGCUACAGCUGGAUGCCUUCCAGAGGGUGCACUCACUUACUUACCUCACUGUAUUUGCAUACAGUAAUGACAAAAAAAUCCCUCAAACAAAACCCACACCAAUAAAAGAAAUCCAGUAGUAGUUCCACAUCUGUUUCAAAUCUAGGUACUUUCCCAAAUAACUCAUUUCACAGACAACAGGUGAGAACAAUUGCUAUGUUGUACAGAGUUCAAAGACAAUGAUUUUGUUCCCCCCUCCCAGGCCUGACGUUUCCAUGAACAUGACUAUCUUCUUUUUUAUAAAGAGGGCUGCAAGGGCUAUUACAACGCUCAGACUAAAGUAUGAGCAUCUAGGUAUUUAACAAAAACUGGGAUGUUUGUAAACAAAUUUAAUUUAUUGGCAUUACUUACAAAAUAAAGUAUUAGACUCUGAUUUUCCAUCA
Harpia harpyja (harpy eagle) is the source of this 5049-nucleotide messenger RNA. It is a transcript of the gene CDR2, whose product is annotated as cerebellar degeneration related protein 2. Bases 193 to 1566 code for a protein of 457 amino acids. Lineage: Eukaryota; Metazoa; Chordata; Aves; Accipitriformes; Accipitridae. The record is from RefSeq and is a predicted model, not a curated record. The transcript is spliced from 5 exons.